Molecule: messenger RNA, 4161 nt
Organism: Amaranthus tricolor (Joseph's coat)
Lineage: Eukaryota; Viridiplantae; Streptophyta; Magnoliopsida; Caryophyllales; Amaranthaceae
Product: protein NLP9-like
Exons: 6
Coding region: 990-3761 (923 amino acids)
Molecular function (GO): DNA-binding transcription factor activity; protein binding
Source: RefSeq, a predicted model, not a curated record
GAUGAUUGAUGACAUCAACAAAUUUGGCAACACAUAACAAAAAAGCUGUGUAUAUGGAUCUACCACAAUCAGACAACUAAUCUUUUCCUCUUUGGUUUUUUUCUCUUCUCAAUCCCUAAUUCAAUCUUUUAUACUUGCUAUUAUCUGUGAACACAGCAUCAUCAUCAUGAAAUUUGUAGACUAUUCCGCUUAUAAAAGUUAUGAUUUGAAUUUUAUGUAUAAAUCAUAAAAAAUGAGUUGUCUAUUCCGUUCAUAGAAGCUAUGUCGAGUGGGUGGGGUGUAAUUUGUUAACACACCAUCAUCAAAUUCAUCAUCCAACCUUACCCAAAACUAAGAGAUACUCUUAAUUUAUUUCUCAAAUCUUUUUCGUAUCAGCAUCAUCCUGAUUUCCUUCCUUGUUUUCAUUCUAGACCGCCGCCAAAAUCCUCCAUUUUUGUUCAUAGUUAGCUUUUUGUAUUCUGUGCUGUUAUAUUUCAAGUUUCAAGAUAAACCCAUUUCUUAAAAUUGGUCAGAUUUUCUGGGUCAUUUUUCAAUCAGUCGGUUGUUCAUUACAAUUGUGUUUUCCUCUUGUACUGGGUUUUUGAAGCCUUUGAUUUUUUUGUAUGAAAAUUCAGUUUUUAAUCCCCCUUUUUUUCUGGGUUUUUGAGUAUUUAAACUUAUCUGAACUGGGUUUUUGUUUUGGAGCUUGAUUUGAUCAAUAAUUUAUCUUGGGUGUUCUGGGUUUAUAAAGGCUUUGCAGUUUUUGUAUCUGGGUUUGUUCAUUUGUUGACUAAGGUCAUUCAGGACUCAGAAGUAGUUGGAUUGCAAGUUUGAUGAGUUUAAUGUUAUAAUUUAAGUCAUUAUCAGCUGAUUACUUGCCCAAUUAAACUAGGUGCAUAUGGACAAAAACAUUGAAGACUCCAUUUGCGGAAAAGCAAAUACUUGUUGUCUUCUUCAUAGAUUCCUUCUUCUUUUGGGUGUUUUAGAAAGUAAUUUUUGAAGUAAUUUCAAUGGAAUACUCAUUUCCACAUAAGGAAAAGGGAAAUAGUUUUUGGGCUUGUACUAGUUCUCAAUCAUCUGAUAUCCCUAUGGGGGUUGAUAAUGAAGCUAUAAAUUCAACAGAUGAUCAAUUUGUAAACAUGUCUGAGAUGAUGAGUUUAGAUGGUUAUGAUUCAUGGUGCAAUAAUCCUUCUUCGAACGAGCAAUUAUUCGCAUCUUAUAUGUAUUCAUCUCUUCCAUCCAUCCCUCCAAAUUAUACUUCUUAUGAUUCACAACUUUCUUCUUUUCCCACUAGUGAUAAUGGGUGCACUACUCUGAAUUUGUAUGGAAGUCCUCUUAGUUAUACUGAUAAAAUCAUUUUCUCACAUAAAGAUUCCCAACUUAGUCCUCUUGUGGGUUCUUUAGACAAUAGCGACUCUUGUUCGAAACAAGAAAAUAGGUCUGCACUGUCACAAAAUAGAGUUCCUAGGCCUUUUGGACAUUCACUACCUGAGAAGUUGCUCCAUGCUUUAUCGCUUUUUAAGGAGUCAUCUGGGGGAGGGAUUUUGGCUCAAGUAUGGGCUCCUGUAAGAUCCGAAGAUCAUUACAUGUUGAGCACGUGCGAGCAGCCAUACUUGCUUGAUCAAAUGUUGGUGGGUUAUCGGGAAGUAUCAAGGUCAUAUACUUUCUCCAUUGAGCAGAAACCGGAUUCCUUUCCGGGGCUUCCUGGGCGUGUGUUUAUCUCUAAGAUGCCGGAAUGGACUUCAAAUGUUAGCUAUUAUAAUGCAGCUGAAUACUUAAGAGUUCAACACGCUGUUAAUCAUGAAGUUCGUGGAUCAGUUGCAUUACCGGUUUUUACUCCAGAAGGGUCAUGUUGUGCUGUUUUGGAGCUUGUCACUGUAAGAGAAAAAUCUAACUUUGAUUUAGAAAUGGAGUCGGUUUGCCGAGCUCUAGAGGCAGUAGAUUUGAGAACAACUAAACCUCCUCGACUUCUUUUUCAGCAUCUUUCGAUGAACCAAAAGACUGCCUUGGCGGAGAUAACGGAUGUGUUACGAGCUGUAUGCCAUGCACAUAGAUUGCCAUUGGCACUUACAUGGAUCCCUUGUACUUUUGAAGAGGAAGACGGUCACCAGAUAUUUCAGAUACAAGUUAAAGACAAUAGCUUUAAUUUGAACAAGAAAUCGGUAUUGUGCAUUGAAGAGAGUGCUUGCUAUGUGAACGAUAAAGAUAUGCAAGAAUUUGUCCAUGCAUGUGCUGAACAUUUUCUUGAAGAAGGGCAAGGUGUUGCCGGAAAAGCUCUCCAAUCGAAUCUUCCGUUCUUCUUCCCCGAUGUGAAAAGUUACCAUAUUAGUGAAUAUCCGCUCGUUCAGCAUGCUAGGAAGUUUGGACUAAAUGCUGCUGUUGCAAUUAGGCUUAGGAGCACAUAUACAGGAGUUGAUGAUUAUAUAUUAGAGUUUUUUCUGCCUCUAAAUAUUACCGGAAACAAGGAGCAGCAACUAUUGUUGGAUAGCCUAGCCGGUACUAUGCAAAGACUUUGUAGGAGUUUGAGGACGGUUUCGGAAGCAGAAUUGCUUGGUUCUUCAGAUUCUAAAGGUGAACUUUUUGGAGUAUCCCAAAGCUUUUUUACGAAGGAUCUACCAUUGACGAGUUCCUCGGACUCGUUUACAAUGGAUAUACAAUUGGCUAUGGAUCGAUCCAGCAACAGAAAUUGUUCUUCCAAAGAAGAUGGCCCUUUUGAGCAGGCUAGUGGUUCAAGUAGGUCAAUGGAGAAGAAGCGAAGCACAGCAGAGAAAACUGUAAGCCUCAGUGUUCUGCAGCAAUAUUUUUCUGGGAGUCUCAAGGAUGCUGCAAAAAGUAUUGGUGUUUGCCCUACGACGUUGAAGAGGAUAUGCAGACAACAUGGCAUCUCAAGAUGGCCUUCACGGAAGAUAAACAAGGUGAACCGCUCACUGAGAAAAAUCCAAACCGUUCUUGAUUCUGUCGAGGGAGUAGAAGGAGGAUUGCAGUUUGAUCCCACAACAGGAGAGGUUGUGCCUGCAAGGUUUGUCGUUCGGGAUCCCGAUGCUCAUAAAACGCUGUUCAUGUCCAGCAAAUGCAUAGCAGCUAAAAAGUGUGAAACAUCUGAUGUCAAAGUACGGAAUGAUUCCUAUACAAGUGGAAAUCAGGCGGUGCAAGGUCUAACCGUGUUUGAUUCUGAGAAUCGGAAACAAGUGGAGAAAAAAUUGAGCAAUAGCGUUGAAGAGAUGCAGAAAUCGGAUUUCAAUAUGGGAUUACGUAAUGAUCGCAACCAAUAUCGUCAUUUAGUUUCUCAAACCCCUGGUUGCAGGGCUGGCCAAAGUGAGAUGGAAAAUGACGAUGGAUUGAUCGAGCACAACCAAGCGGCUUCAUCAAGUAUGACAGACUCGUCGAAUGCCUCUGCUUCUAUGUCUAGCUCGCCUAACAGUAACGAUAAGCAGAGGCAACCCAAGGAUAGAAUGAACAAUGAAAGUAGCGGAUCACGAAUCACGAUCAAAGCAACGUAUAAAGAAGAUACUAUUCGAUUCAAGUUUGAACCGUCUGCCGGAUGCCUUCACCUCUGUGAAGAAGUGGCAACACGGUUUAAGAUUCAGCGCGGUACCUUUCAGCUCAAGUACCUAGACGAUGAAGAAGAAUGGGUUAUGUUAGUAAGUGACUCGGAUUUACAGGAGUGUCUUGAAAUAAUGGAGUAUAUGGGGAAAAACAGUUUAAAAUUUCUCGUUUGUGAUUUGGCUUUCAGUAUGGGUAGUUCAGCCGGUAGCAAUGGCUUUUUGCCCGGAAGUUGCUAGGUAUGGCUCAGAAGUUAGGAGAUCGGUUUGAAAACAGUCUAAAUCUCUCGUUCGUGAUUUGGCUUUUGGUAUGGGUAGUUCAGUGGGUAGCAAUGGUUUUUUGCUCGGAAGUUAGGAGAUUGGUUUAGGAAAGACGUAAAUCUGGUGGCUGUAAAUGUGAAACAAAACUAGAAAAAUUUGAGGGAAAGAGACGAAAGUCGAAAGUUGAAAGUCGAAAAGUAUAGGUGUGUACAGUAGAUAUAGGAGCUCAUGCUAGAUGGGUAGUGAUGCAAAGAAUGGCUUUCCCUUACCCUGGUUGUAUUAGCAAGACUUGUUAGUUUUAUGCAUUGUAUAGUCAGUUUUGUUUUAUGUACUAUAAUGAGUAAAAUCAGAAAUCAAGUUUUGGAGAUUUUGAUCCUUC